Zootermopsis nevadensis is the source of this 1714-nucleotide messenger RNA. Lineage: Eukaryota; Metazoa; Arthropoda; Insecta; Blattodea; Termopsidae. The record is from RefSeq and is a predicted model, not a curated record.
AACGUGAGAAGUAAAGCCCUUAAAUUAUCAAACCAGUGCUCUGCGGUCCCUACCAACGUUAAAGAUAAAAGUAGCUUCGGUAGCCAGCACAUAUUAAUACCACAACCCAGUUUCACGUAACAUUUGUCUUAAUUUCUAUCCUCCUUGGGUUUCUCUACGUAUUUCUUUGCUGGUUGAGGAGUGAGGUAGUUACGUUGGUUAAAAGUAUUUGAAGAAAUGGCUUCGAAUGCAGCAAAAGUUCCGAUUUUUCGUGCCGUUACAAAAUGUGGUUUUUCUACACAAACAGCAGUGAAAGCAAGUCAAAAUUUAUCACGCAGAACUGAAGUGAAAACAGCAGUGCUAGCAAAUAAGCUGGUGAUAGCAUCUGUAGACAAUAAUUCACCCAUUUCUACAGUCACCGUGCUUUUCAGGGCUGGAUCCCGUUAUGAGCAGCAUGACUCUUUGGGAAAUACGCAUAUACUGCGAAUUGCAGCAGGACUUACCACAAAGGACUCCACACAGUUUGGCAUAAUUCGUAACCUGCAGCAAAUUGGAGCAAGCCUAAGUUGUCAAACUGACCGAGAGACAAUUGCUUAUACUCUUCAUAGCACCAGUGACAAUCUGGAAACUGGAUUGAAGUUUCUUGGCGAUGUUGCUUCUAAGCAAGUAUUCAAGCCAUGGGAAUUAUCUGAUAACAUUCCACGCCUGAAGUAUGAGCUGGCUAGUCUUUCACCAUAUGCACAGUUAUUGGAUUUACUGCAUAGAGCAGCCUACAGAACAGGGCUUGGCAAUUCACUCUUUUGCCCUGACUACCUUGUAGGUAGUCAUAGCACAGAAUCACUGCAGCAUUAUGUUAAAAAUCUUUUCACGACAAACCAUGCUGCUGUGGUUGGUGUGGGUGUGGACCAUGGUGAUCUGCUUUGCUUUGCACAAAACCUUGCACUGGAGAGUGGUGCUGGUCAAGUUGAAUCUGCAUCCAGGUACAGCGGAGGAGAUGUAAGACGAGAUACGGCAGAAAGCCUUGCUCAUGUGGCUGUUGCUGUGGAAGGCACAAGCCUGAAGAACACAAAAGAAGCUCUUGCUUUUGCAGUACUGCAGUAUGCUUUGGGUGUGGGUUCAUAUGCUAAGUGGGGUUCAAGUGCCUCCCCUCUAACCCGCGCUGUAGGUUCAGCUGUUGGAAGUGAUCCAUUUGCUGUGACAGCAUUUAAUGCCAGCUACACAGAUUCUGGACUCUUUGGUUUUGUAUCUUCUAGUCCAGGAAAUGUUGCCAGACAGGUAGUGGAAGCUGCAGUGAAACAACUGCGAAGUGGCAGUCUGCCUUCUGCUGAUAUAGCACGUGGCAAGGCUCAGCUUAAAGCAGCCAUUUUGUUUAACCAGGAAAGUAACUCUACACUAGCAGAAGACAUUGGAACACAGGCUGUGCUGCUUGGCAGUGUUCUUUCUGGUCCUGCUGCUGUUUCUGCUGUGAACAGUAUUACGGAUGCUGAAGUUAAUGCUGCUGCAAACAAGGUGAAGUCAGGGAAACUGUCUGUUGCAGCAAUUGGUAAGUUGGCACAUGUACCAUAUUCUGACCAACUGACAUAGAUGGAUGUGCUGUAGCGGUUGCAGGCUUCAGACUGUAAAUGCUUUAAGUAGGUAACUAAAGGAAUUUGUAUAUAGAGAAAGGUGUUUAAAUGUUCAUUCUAGAAUGUGUAUGCAGUUCUUUGAACACAAUAAAAUGCCAAAACAAAAAGCA